This is a messenger RNA of Penicillium canescens, 1689 nucleotides long. RefSeq names its product MFS transporter. NCBI's taxonomy places the organism in Eukaryota, Fungi, Ascomycota, Eurotiomycetes, Eurotiales, Aspergillaceae. Gene Ontology annotation, molecular function: transmembrane transporter activity. Bases 1 to 1689 code for a protein of 562 amino acids. Gene Ontology annotation, biological process: transmembrane transport. The transcript has 4 exons. The record is from RefSeq and is a predicted model, not a curated record.
AUGGAUCCUCCUCGCGCAUCUUCUCACAGCCCGCGGGAUACUAGCCCUAGUGGAAGCGAUGACCUCAGUACUGUUAUGACGAGCCCAGACCGCCGCUUAUCAGAACAACGAAGCCUCCAGCCGGAGCUCGAGCGUCUUCAAACCAAUCUCGACGACGUCGAACUAGCGCGUAUCGAAACCUACCGACUCCAACACCGCUCGACAGUAGGCUCAGGCACUGGCAUCACACCUCGUGAACAAUGGCUUCCCCUCGGAGCUGGGAAGCCCUACCCACCUUCUCUCCCGGAUCCAGAACAAUAUGUCGUGGAAUUCACGGAUGCCAAUGAUCCUCUCCAUCCCCAGAACUGGCCAUUCUCUAAGAAAAUUGGUAUCUCGGUGACUCUAGCCUAUACAACAUUCGUGUCCUCCUUCGCUAGUGCCAUUUUCUCCUCCGCAGUCGGCGAGAUCGCUCCCCAUUUCCAUAUCAGCACGGAGGUUGCCAUUCUCGGUGUUACCUUGUAUGUCCUGGGUUUCGCGUCUGGACCAACAGUCUGGGCACCGGCCAGUGAGCUUAUAGGCAGAAGAUGGCCAAUCUGUAUUGGCAUGUUCGGCUACUCUAUAUUUACUAUUGCGACAGCGACAAGUAAAGAUGUCCAAACAUUGAUGCUAACCCGGUUCUUUGCUGGGUUCUUCUCUGCCAGCCCCAUCGCCAUCGUGCCUGCCGUCUUUGCCGAUAUAUACAACAACCAGACAAGAGGUGUGGCUAUUGCCAUGUUUGCCAUGGCUGUGUUUGUGGGACCGUUCGCCUCGCCAUUCGUCGGUGGCUUCAUUACAUCCAGUUAUCUUGGCUGGCGAUGGACUAUGUACAUUGCCUCCAUCAUGGGUUGGCUGGCUACUGGACUUUGUCUUCUACUUUUGAAGGAAACGUAUGCACCCGCUGUGCUGGUGGAGAAAGCGUCUACUCUCCGACGACAGACCCACAAUUGGGGUAUUCGCGCUAGACAGGAGGAGAUUGAGCUCGACUGGGGUGAACUCAUCACGAACAACUUCAGUCGACCAUUCCGUAUGCUCUUCACAGAACCAAUUGUCUUCUUGAUUUCCUUGUGGAUGAGUUUCGUCUAUGGACUGAUGUAUGCACUUCUCGGCGCCUAUCCGGUCGUGUUCCAAGGCAUCCACGGAAUGAGUCUGGGCGUUGGCAGUCUGCCCUUCAUCGCACUGAUUAUUGGUGAGGCUCUAGCCGGCUCCUAUAUCCUCUGGGACCAGAAGGCAUACAGCAAAAAGUUGGCUGCCAACAACAACAUUCCCAUCCCGGAGUGGCGACUCCCCCAGCCAUCGUGGGUGUCAAUCCAUUGGAUGGCUCCUACUGCCAGUGGAAUAAUGACUGGAUUUGGGAUCUACGUCAUCUUCUUGGAGUGUUUCAAUUAUCUGAUUGAUUCGUACUUAACCUUUGCUGCAUCCGUCUUCGCUGCGAAUACAAUUAUCCGAUCAGCCGUCGGUGCCGCUUUCCCGUUGUUCUCUAAGCAGAUGUUCAAUAAUCUGGGUGUGCAGUGGGCUGGUACUCUUCUUGGAUGCCUUGCCCUCAUCAUGGUUCCUAUUCCUCUGGCAUUUAUCAAAUGGGGACCUUCGUUGCGGAAGAGAUCGAAAUUCGCCCCGAUCUUUGAACCGAAACCUACGACUCAAGUUGAAAAGCAUGGAUCUCAAGCUGUUUAG